Gavia stellata (red-throated loon) is the source of this 1650-nucleotide messenger RNA. RefSeq names its product 2-oxoglutarate and iron dependent oxygenase domain containing 1 (gene OGFOD1). Gene Ontology annotation, cellular component: cytoplasm. NCBI's taxonomy places the organism in Eukaryota, Metazoa, Chordata, Aves, Gaviiformes, Gaviidae. The transcript is spliced from 13 exons. Bases 1 to 1617 code for a protein of 538 amino acids. Gene Ontology annotation, biological process: peptidyl-proline hydroxylation; regulation of translational termination. The record is from RefSeq and is a predicted model, not a curated record. Gene Ontology annotation, molecular function: L-ascorbic acid binding; peptidyl-proline dioxygenase activity; iron ion binding.
AUGGGCGCUAAGCGGCGCGGGGCCGCGGCGCCGCCGGGGAAGAAGCGCGGGAAGCGGGAGGCGCGCGCCGAGCUCUGCGCUGCCCUCAGGGACGCGGCGCUGCGGGAGCGGGCGGCGGCGGCCUGGGGCUGCGGGGAGCCGCUCCGCCACGAGGCGGCGGCGGUGGAACCGGUCCCGUUCCGGCACGGCGUCAUCCCCGGCUUCUUGGCGGGCCCGGCCUUCGCGGAGGCGCUGCGCGACGAGCUGCUGGGCCUCGGCUUCCGUCGGCGGCGCAACGACCUCCUCUCGCUGCGGCAGUCGGAGGAGCUGGGGGGAAGGCCGGAGCCCCACGUCGCCGCGCUGAGGCAUGCCCUGUGUGAAGAAUUCCGAGCAUGGCUUUCUGCUGUGACCCAGAUUGAGCUGGAGCCAACUAUUGACAUCUCCUGUGCUAAAUAUGAAUAUACUGAUGUCUUGCUGUGCCACGAUGAUGAGCUGGAAGGUCGGAGAAUUGCUUUCAUCCUGUACCUCGUGCCGCCCUGGGAGAAAAGCGACGGGGGAACGCUGGACCUGUAUAGCACAGAUGAACACUUUCAGCCACAGCAAAUCAUCAAGUCGUUAGUGCCUUCGUGGAACACCCUGGUUUUCUUUGAAGUGUCUCCGGUCUCUUUCCACCAGGUGUCAGAAGUUCUGUCUGAGGAGAAGUGCCGCUUGUCAGUGAGCGGCUGGUUUCACGGCCCGUCUAUAGACAGACCUGCACGCCACAUGGAAGCUCCCUUGCCCAGGAACCCACACAUCCCCUAUGAUCAUGAAAUCUUGUAUGAGUGGAUCAAUGUAGUCUAUUUGGACAUGGACUCCCAAGCUCAAAUCCAGGAGGAAUUUGAGGAACGAUCAGAAAUUCUCCUGAAAGAUUUUCUUAAGAAAGAGAAAUACCAACUACUGUGUGAAGCUUUGGAGAACAAAGACAUCCAGUGGAGUAGCCGGGGGCCUGCCAAUAAAAGACUCUAUGAGACAGCAGAGGAAGACAGCCUCCCUGACAUCCUGAAGAAAUUCUUGCAGUUCUUGCGCUCAGAGGCCUUGUUUUUACUGCUUUCCAAUUUCACUGGCCUAAAGCUGCACUUCCUGGCUCCCUCUGAUGAGGAUGAAGAUGGUGGGGAAGGAAGAGCAGCAGACGCCGCUGGGCACAGCAGUCCCAAGCCUGAGCAGGAAGAGACUGAACGACACGCUGAUAGCAAUCCCCAUCAGCCAGACCAACCUGACAACAUCCCUGAAGCACAAGAUGGCGAGACGCAGAACGGCUCGGGUAACCCUGUGUGUGCGGGGGAGCUGAGGCGCUGGGCCCAUGGGCACUAUUCUCUAGUCCAUGACACUCAAGCAACAGAAUUUGCUCUUGACCUGCUCUUCUUCUGUGGCUGUGAGGACUGGGAUCCAGAAUAUGGUGGCUUUACGUCCUACAUUGCUAAAGGUGAAGAUGAAGAGCUGCUGACAGUAAAUCCAGAGGACAACUGCUUGGCCUUAGUUUAUAGAGACAAAGAAACAAUGAAGUUUGUGAAAUACAUCAAUCAUCGUAGCGUGGCGCGCCUGAAAAAGCAUCCGAACAGACCAGGAUUUUGGGAUUUUUCCUUUGUCUACUACGAGUGAGGGUGCAGAGUGUGACCGUCGUCACACAGAAAA